AUGGCUGAAGAAGAGCAUUUUGAUGCAUCUGCAUCAGCAUCCGAACCAGUUGGAUAUCCAGGAGGACCAUAUGAUACGUCUCUGUUAGUUAAGUACGAACAACAUAUUGCAUACCGUAUAUGGUUCGGUCAGAGAGGGGCGAAGAAAGAAUUAAAGGUGGCUGGACAUGGGUUGAAGUUGGCUCAGAGGGUUCCAAUACAGCUACCUAGAGAGAUGGAGAGAUGA
Messenger RNA from Lathyrus sativus (Indian pea), 225 nucleotides. Lineage: Eukaryota; Viridiplantae; Streptophyta; Magnoliopsida; Fabales; Fabaceae. The record is from the annotation of a GenBank genome assembly.